This is a messenger RNA of Fomitiporia mediterranea MF3/22, 990 nucleotides long. RefSeq lists its product as uncharacterized. The coding region runs from base 1 to 990 and encodes 329 amino acids. The transcript has 2 exons. The record is from RefSeq and is a predicted model, not a curated record. Lineage: Eukaryota; Fungi; Basidiomycota; Agaricomycetes; Hymenochaetales; Hymenochaetaceae.
AUGAGCUACGACCAGAAGCGCAAAAGGAUAACUUCUGACCAACCUGAGUUUCACUGGCUUGCAGCGCACCAUGUACCUCAGUCGCAUGACGCGCGGACGCAAAUGCUUUGCGUCGAAGCCUACGAAGCAGACCUUGUUCCUGGAAAAGACGUUCUUGCAUUAGCCCUCGAAGCGUCAGAAUCGGAUCCAGUGCUACCAAACUCGGAUGUAUCCUCUCCAUCUCGGGGCUCCGCAUUGAUCAAAUGGGAUGCAGGCAAGCAGAGCUGUUGGGUAGAUAGGUUUGAUGCGCGCCUUCUACUAUCCGAGUUACCUACGUGUUGUUCCGCCCAGGAUGGGUCCGAAGUGCAACCCGGGUCUCCACAACUCUCGUCAGGCUGGUCAGAUCUUCCAUCGGACACGGAGGAUGCGUUCUUCCUUUCACCUUUAGAAAUCGAAAACGUGCGUCGAACAAAGCGCCGUCGAGUACUUGAAGAUGCACGAGAUCAAAGACUCGCUGCCCUUCGGGCUGCAGGCGACAGCAAUGAUAACAGCGAGGAAAGAAACGAUGAAGAUAUUUGGGGCGGAAGUGAUGAGGAACCAGAUGCGAUGCAACUGGCUCUGAUGGAACGUACCGCUAUACACCUUCACACAUCUCCAGAUCGUGCAAAGCUUGCUGCUCGUAUUCUAGCCAACCAUGGUGCAGACAAGCGAUUUGCAUUCAUGCGAGGGCGGUGGCGGAGGGCUUGGGUUCGGGCACAGGCAAGAGCCGCUACCGCCGCCGCUAAAGAAGAAGAGGACAAGAAGAAGGCGAAGGGCUUGGAAUUGAUGGGUCUGGGUGCUUAUGGAGAUACUGACGAAGAGGAAAGUGAGGAAGAAAAGCCUCCGGAUGUGACGAACAACGAGGAUGCAGCUGACGCAGCGAAGAUGGAAGCUCGGCGUGCUCGAGCUCGAGAAUGGGCAGCGAAGCGCCGUGCAGAGAAGGAAGGCGCUGUAGAAGUUCCAUCAAGAUAA